GCAUGCGCGGUGUGUGUGAUGGCGGAGAGAGGGCGGGUGGAUGAAUUCUCCGGGUGGACGAGGCAGAAAGAAGAAGGCACCGGCCCGAGCUCCGCCCGACGGCAGCAGCGACAGACUCUCGCUCCACAAGCGGAAUCUUUACUACUUCGCCUACCCUCUGGUCGCUGUCUUCAGCUUCCUGCGCUUCCUGGCCUUCCACCUCUGGCUCUUCUUCGCCUACGUCUGCCAGCGCCUGGCCGAGAUGGCAUCGCGCAAGACAACCCCGUCCGUGGCCACGGCCGAGCCCGAGCAGAUCCGCCAGUCGCACAAAUUGGCCUUCGAUUAUAUCUCUACCGCCCUCAAGAUCGACGAGGACGACAAAGGACAGAAGGAAAAAGCUGUGGAGUGGUACAAGAAGGGGAUUGCAGAACUGGAGCAUGGUAUUGCAAUCCAGAUCUCUGGAUCAGGUGAGCAGAUUGAACGAGCCAGACGUCUACAGAGCAAGAUGACAACCAAUUUGAUUAUGGCCAAGGAUCGUCUGGAGUUGCUGGAGCAGAUGCUAGCAUGUGCGAGGUUUUCCAAGCCCGAGAGGGAGGUGUGUAGAGACAGCCCAGGCCCGCCGUGCCCUAGUGCACGGAUCCAGUCAGAAAGCGGAGCUGUCCCAAAGAAAAAGAAUCCUUUGACCCACACAAGCAAUUCCCUUCCUCGUUCUAAGUACACAGCGAAAAUCACUUCCCCAGGACAGCGGGGUCAUCAGAGGACUCAGAGCCACAGUGGAAUCUCGAAUGGCGCUGGAACUUCUCGCACACCUCAACCCAGUACCUCAACUGCCAAGGCUACAAGUACGAAAAACACCAUCAGACCAAACAAACCUACCACUCCUGUUGCAACUCCUCAGAAGAAGAAGGAUUUGAAAAAUUUUCGAAAUGUCGAUAGUAAGCUGGCAAACCUAAUCCUGAAUGAAGUGGUGGACAGUGCGCCAUCUGUCCGUUUCGAAGACAUUGCUGGGCAAGAGCUGGCAAAGCAAGCUUUGCAGGAGAUAGUCAUUCUUCCAUCUCUCAGGCCUGAGUUGUUCACUGGACUGAGAGCUCCUGCUCGGGGAUUGCUGCUAUUUGGCCCUCCAGGGAAUGGGAAGACCAUGCUGGCUAAGGCUGUGGCCUCCGAAUCCAAUGCAACAUUCUUCAAUAUCAGUGCUGCAAGCCUUACCUCCAAAUAUGUUGGAGAGGGAGAAAAAUUAGUGAGAGCUCUCUUUUCAGCAGCUAGAGAGCUUCAGCCAUCCAUCAUUUUCAUUGAUGAAAUAGACAGCCUCCUUUGUGAGAGGAGAGAAGGAGAGCAUGAUGCAAGCCGACGCUUAAAAACAGAGUUUUUAAUAGAAUUUGAUGGGGUACAGUCUAGUGGGGAUGACAGAGUUUUAGUAAUGGGAGCAACAAAUAGGCCACAGGAGCUGGAUGAGGCUGUCCUUAGACGUUUUACAAAGAGGGUGUUUGUGUCACUACCAAAUGAAAAGACACGGUUGUUGCUGAUUACAAAUCUUUUGGCCAAACACGGGAAUCCGCUGAACCGAAAGGACCUUGAACACCUGGCCAAACAGACAGAAGGGUAUUCAGGGAGUGACCUGACUGCACUGGCGAAAGAUGCAGCUUUAGGUCCAAUUCGAGAGCUCAAGCCAGAGGAAGUGAGGAAUAUGGCUGCUAGUGAGGUGAGAAAGAUCAGACUGACUGACUUCGAAGAUUCACGGAGGAAGAUCAAACGCAGCGUGGGCCCUCAGACUCUGGAUGGGUACAAGCGCUGGAAUGAGGAAUAUGGAGACACUGCUGUUAAUUCAUGAGGUGUCAGACCAGCACGGGCUCUGAUCACUGCUGUAAGGGACUCUCCUUGAUCAGAGUGCAUCAUCGGUUGUCAGCACCAACUGGCCUGCACCUCCUCUGGCCUUCAGCAGGAUACCAGAGUUGUUUCAUCACAGAUUCUUAUGCAGAAUCAGGAGCACUAAAACUGACGGGGCAAGUUUACAAAACUGAAUCCUUUCUAUGACGUGCUAUAUCCUUUUUAAAAUUGAGUUUCAGGAAUCUUUGUGCCUCUGGAUCUGGGACCAUGUAGCUGGCUGUCAGUGAAAGUGGAGUUUAGGGUCUAGCAAUGGUUAAAAAUAUUUCAUGAUUUGUAUAUUUUGUUCCUGGUGUAAACAAGUCGGUCCCUGUUCAGAGUAUACACAGUAGAAGCACAACCGUAAGAAGAUUUGUGCCUUAAGUUUGCAGUACAUUUGCUUGCCCUAGUGUGUUUGGUCCCUUUGCUCCCCAUGCCUAAUCUACUUUAAAAGGUGCACCAGCAUUAUUCAUUCCUAACAGAUUAUCAGACCUGUUCAGCAGUGCCAAAUAAGUUGCUGGUUGCGCACUUGGAAAUGUCUUCUUUGAAAGAAGACCAUUUGCAAUGCGUGCCAGGUGCUGAAAGUGUUUCUCCCCUAAUAUCAAGUAGCUGGUCUCUUGAUUUCCUAACAAGUCCACUGAUAAAUAAUUUUGCAUCAGUUGUUCAAUAUUUCAGUGCGGCUUUUCUCUGGUAGACUUGGUACAAAACCCCUACAGGUGUUGGAGGAAUAGCGAAACAUGAUUGCAUUCGAGCCUCCAGUUCAGUGCAUGGCUUUCCUACCAUUACAUGAUAAACAGCUCUUAUUACAAAAUUCAGCAUUAUCAAAACUAAUACUUCAGUUAAUUUUCUAAAUAAAUAAUUUCUUCACAUAACUGAACCUAUUGAAAAUAUUUUACCAGGGUAGCAUGGGUUAAGUGUUCCUCACAGGCAUUUGACAAUAUUAAGGCAAAGACAGCCCUUCAAAAUGUCUACCUUUAAUAUAAACACGAUGCUUGGUAUAAUUCUCCUCCUCUUGUAAUUCAUUCUGAGCAAUUUGACGGAAGAUUUGCCAGCCGUUUUUUAAAGAAACACAUCUGGUGUGUAUUUCAUGCCCAUCACACUUCCAUGUUACAUAACUUUCUGCUGGAACUCAGGAAAAAAGUAUUUAUAAAAAGAACUCCAGAAACAGUCUGUCCAUUUCCUUUAACCAGCCUUUACAUGAAAUCACCCAGUGUCUUUUUUAAAUGGCCGCUUUAUUGAUCUCUGUAUGAAGACUGCAUUUACUUGUGAGCAAUUCCGUUAUUUAGCCAAGAAAGUUAUUUAACUUAGUGCAAUGCCCCUGAGCAAACAACAGCCCUCAUGUUCAGUCUUAACUGUGAGCAAUGUCACAGGAGGUUCAUCAGUAGUAUCAAAAUUUCUAGUCUCAUUCCAGCCAUCACACUUUAAUGUUAUAAAGGAAAUUAUUUUAUACUAACAGUGACUAUACUUCAAAAAGUAAUUAAUUGACUGCAAAGUGCUUUGGGACAUCCUGAGAUGAUGAAAGGCACAUUAUAAAUGCAAGGCUUUCUUUCCUAGAGAAAGGCAUUACCCUGAAGCCUAAAAUGUACAAACAAAAUGCAACUGUUCCCUGACCUUAGACUGGUUACAGUUGCCUGAAUUUGACCGUUUAAAGAAAUGGGGACAGGUUAUCUGCUUCAUUUUUGCGAACAUUCCUAGUGAUCCUGUAGUAAAGCAUUAGUGUCACCUUGCCAGAAGCCACUGCCAUCUUCCCUUUAAUUUCCAAGUGGAAGAGCCUUCAUUCCGAAAAGUUUUCAAUUGCACUUGAAUGGGUGGGGAUUCUCAUCAGGAUGAAGUGUGAACUGAGCUGGAAGGUUCAGGCAAUUUCCUGGAGUAGGUUUGCAGGUUUUAAUUGACCUUUGUACCAACUCUACCUCUCAAAAUGGCUGUAAUUUCCUAAACCAUGCAGCUACCCACUUGUAUAUUACUUUAUGUAGUGAAAGGUUGGUCCCUUUCCUGUGAAACUCCAGACCAAACAAUUCCAAGGGGCCUUUUUUUUUUCUGGUUUGUAACUAUUGAAAGCUCUUGUGCUGCAGACUGUCUGAAAGCAGGACCCGUGGCCAAAGGCAGUGAGAGCGAAUGCAGAGCUGGAGUGAAAAAUGUCCUAGAAUUCAGAGAGCACUGAAAUAUUAAACAGCCUGAAGGUAAAUACCAUGUACCUUUGCUAUUGGAUUUGAUCUGUGCUUUGAAACUGUAACUCUCUUCCAUUGCAAACUUUCCAGCAGUAAGCUUGCAGACUGCAAACCCACGCUGCCGAAAUUCUUGUGAACAUGACCAUUAACUAGCAGAAAGCAAUUAACUGAUAUGUGUGGACUCUUUUUAACUUUGAUAAUUUUUUGAUGACAGUUUAACAGAUUUGUGCAUCAUUGCAUUGGAUUUGACGUGAGUAGGAAGUUUAAACAUGAGCAUGGUGUUCAGGAGUAGGCAGCGAUUCUGUUUGUUUUAUUUUAGCACUGUUGUCGUUCCAGUGCCCUGGUACUGCUGAAACCGGUUUAGGGAAAGGUAAAAUGUUCCAAUUAGUAAAUAUUGUAUUUUUGGCACUUUUAUUUUUAUUUUUUUGUAUCCACGUGCAUGAGCAAUUUAUUUUGAUCCAUUUGUUUUUUCGUGUCUAAUAUAUUGAUAAAUAAAAGUUUUAAUUCGA
Molecule: messenger RNA, 4516 nt
Organism: Carcharodon carcharias (great white shark)
Lineage: Eukaryota; Metazoa; Chordata; Chondrichthyes; Lamniformes; Lamnidae
Gene: spast
Product: spastin
Exons: 17
Coding region: 41-1807 (588 amino acids)
Cellular component (GO): microtubule cytoskeleton
Molecular function (GO): microtubule severing ATPase activity; ATP binding; ATP hydrolysis activity
Source: RefSeq, a predicted model, not a curated record